AUGACAAACUACUUAAACGAUCCCGCGCUUUAUAUCUACACCUCCCUGACUGCUGGUUCUUCCCAUAUUGUCACGGCCACAUCACGUCUCGAGACCAUCCUACGCGCCAACCGCAUUCCCUUUAAAGCUAUCGAUAUCGCCGUCGAUACAAAGGCUCGUCUGCUAUGGGGUCGAAGAGCCGGUAAAGAUGGAAACGGCCGCGCGAGGAAGCUCCCUGCCCUGAUUCAGGAGGGCUGGGUUGUGGGCGAUAUUGUCGAGAUCGAAGAAUGGAACGAACGCAGCGAACUUAAGGAGCAGGUCAAGAUUUACUUUGACGAAUAUACCAUCCCGUCGAUAAACGACAAGCUUCCCGAUGACUCCUUAAUGCGACCAGUCUACCCCAUGCCCAGCAAGAGCCCGGUUUCCCCUGCAGGAAUCGCCAUGAUGUCUGCAGUUGGUGCCGCCGCUGCUGCUGCCGCCAACUCUCCGAAACCCGUCCCUGCCGCACCUCCGCUGCCCGCGACCAAGACAGCAACAUCCGCAACACCAAAGGUCUCUACAGCACCCAAGACGGAAGCGAAAGCCUUACCUGUCCGAUCCGUUGCUGAUGAAGCUGCGGCGAAGGCUAAGGAGCUUCGCCUAAAGAGUCUACGAGAGAAGGUCCACGGCAAGGAUGGCGAGAAGAAGAAAGAUGCGGCGAGCACAAAGGCCACCGAAGAAACUAAAACGUCUACGGAAACCCCUAUCUCGAUAGACAGCAAGAUCGACGGUAUUCAGUCGCCAACAUCUGGAUCAUGGGCCGAGACCGAUGCGGCGCGAAAUGCUAUUCAAAGCCCAACAACCGGUACCUGGAAAGAUGGUCCUUCAACUUUGAUCCCAUCCACGAAGCCAUCCAGUACGGGGGCAAGUCCGGAAGAGGUUAAGGCUACUGAGGCUAAGACGGCGAUAAAGGAGGAGCCCGAGUUGGAGAAGAAGACAGAAACGUCGGAUGAAGAGGAUUCAGAAGACGAUACCGAAUCUGACUCUGACGAAGAUGAGGAAGAUAGUGAUGAGGACAGUGACGAUGAUGAAGAUAGUGAAGAUGAGGAAGAGGAAGAAGUGAAGGAGCCUGAAGCUGCUGCAUCUGCGGACAAGACUGUUGAAGAUGCUAAAGAAGAGGCUAAAGAGGAGGUUAAAGAAGAAGACAAGGCCGAGGUCAAGACAGAGGUCAAGACAGAGACUAAAAAGGAAUCGAAGAAGGACCCAAAGAAGAAGGAUUCCAAGGAUGCCAAGAAAGACGUCAAGAAGGUUCCGAAGAAGAGCAGCAAGGAUCCCAAAAAAGAGUCCAAGAAGAGCUCCAAGGACGUAAAGAAGGAGACUAAGAAAGAUAACAAGGAUUCCAAGAAAGAGGUAAAGAAGGACUCUAAGAAGGAUUCAAAGAAGGAACCCAAAAAAGAGCAUAAGAAGGAAUCCAAGAAAUAA
This is a messenger RNA of Fusarium poae, 1440 nucleotides long. RefSeq lists its product as uncharacterized. Bases 1 to 1440 code for a protein of 479 amino acids. Gene Ontology annotation, cellular component: cytoplasm. NCBI's taxonomy places the organism in Eukaryota, Fungi, Ascomycota, Sordariomycetes, Hypocreales, Nectriaceae. The transcript is spliced from 2 exons. The record is from RefSeq and is a predicted model, not a curated record.